Colletotrichum godetiae is the source of this 1392-nucleotide messenger RNA. RefSeq lists its product as uncharacterized. The coding region runs from base 1 to 1392 and encodes 463 amino acids. The transcript is spliced from 2 exons. NCBI's taxonomy places the organism in Eukaryota, Fungi, Ascomycota, Sordariomycetes, Glomerellales, Glomerellaceae. The record is from RefSeq and is a predicted model, not a curated record. Gene Ontology annotation, molecular function: protein dimerization activity.
AUGCCGCGUCCAACAUUACCACCCACGCCCGCGUCCUCAACGGACAUAAAGGGCCAAGACGGCUCCAAGGACCUCGCCUCCCUCCAGCUAUCCUUUGAACUGCCACCGCCAGCAAUCAUCCAAGACGCCUCGAAGCUCUCCCCAAAGGACACGAGGAGGACGCCGCCCAGCAACACCAACACCAACAGCUUCCAGCCCAUCUCGCCGCCCAGCAACACCAACACCAACAGCUUCCAGCCCAUCUCGCCGCCCCACGUCAACGCGAACAAGCCGUACCCGGUCCAGCCCAGCGAGACGGUGAAAUCCCGCCGGCGCUCGUCGGCGGCUCAAAAGGCGGCUGCUUCCUCCAACGAAAACUUCGCGCUGCCUCCGCCGCCGACUAGGUCACGCAAGAUUAUCCAGAUGAAGCCGCGCGCUCAGCAGCAGAACGAGGCCGAGGCGAAAGACGCUCCGGCGGCGGCAGCCGGUGCCAAGUCCGGAGCUGCGGGUCCAGGGAAGGCCGGCCCGGCGGCGGCGGCGGCGGCGAAUGGGGCCUCUUCCACUGCUUCCACGGCGCAGGGCAAGAAGAAGGCGCCGUCAGCGACAAGUGUGGCUGGACGCAAGAUUGCGAGGAAGACGGCACACAGCUUGAUUGAGCGGCGCCGGAGAUCAAAGAUGAAUGAGGAGUUUGCCGUGCUCAAGGGUAUGAUUCCGGCUUGUACUGGAGAGAUGCACAAGCUGGCAAUCUUACAGGCAUCGAUCGAAUACGUGAGAUACCUGGAAGACUGCGUCUCCAAGCUCAAAGCCCAACGCGACGCCUCCGAGGUUCGCUCACCUACCGAGUCCGGCCUGCAGACGCCUUCCGGCGGGUCCCGCGCCGAGCCGUGGGGCCAGAUCCCGCAAUUCGUGCCGCGGUACCAAGAAGAUCCCGACGAUGUGGAGAUGACCGACUCCGAGGCCCCGUCACCGACUUUUCCGCCCACGCAACAGCAGCAGCAAUACCCGCAGCAACAACAACUCCCUCACUCCCGCUCCCAGCAGCCAUCCGUAUCGCCUGCCCUCUUGCCGCAGGACUCAAGACACCGCCACGAUUCCUAUUCGUCUGUCUCGACGGACCACCCGCGCCACAACAGCUAUAGCUACAGCACAUCGACGACAACGUCACCCGCGUUCGGGCCGCAGGCGUACGCUGGCGGCGGCGGGUACGGCAGCCUUUCGACUUUGACGAGUCCCGCGCUGGCGCCGCAGCGGGACCGCGAUUUGGAUCAUGAGGCGACGGCUGCGCUGCUGAUGCUGAAUAGCGAUCGGAGGGGUACGGUUGGGGAGGCGAGCGGCGGGACUGCUGGUGCUAGUGUGAAUCCGACCAGAGGUGCUGGGCGGGGGAUGUCGGUUAGGGAUCUGCUUAGUACUUGA